GGAGGCGUGUCUGGCGCUGAACCGAGGCGGGCUGAGGGGCUGCCUGGUGCCGUUGUUUUCAAGCGCCAAGAGGUGACUGCCAAAAUUUAAUUGUAAUCUACUGAUACAAUGUGAUUAUAUUGCAUGUAUGUGAGCGUUCUACUGUGAUAGAGGUAAAGCAAAGCCUUAUUUAAAAUUUACUGAGUUUAGUGGAUUAUCUCGAAUUAUCUUGAAUGAGGUAGCAUAAUGGGGGCUUUAGCAAGGGGAUUUGGCAUUUACUAAUCAGCCUCUCACCAACAAAGAAUGAAAUAUUUCUGUCAAACCUCCAGUUGUAAAGCCAUUCGUGUGUUUAGAUUGGGACAAACUGAAGGUCAGGGGCAUAUACUAGGAAAUUAAGUGAAAGCAUCCCAUAACCAUGCUCAGCAACCUCAAAGAAAAACAAAACAUGAAUAUAUUUGUAUUCUAGCCUAGACUUACACUGGGAAGGGAAAGAAAAGUGCUUUCUUUCUCUGUAUGGUCACAACUUUAAAAUGUAUGUCUGCAACAGUACUUGCAUGUUAGAUGGGAGUUGCAAAAAAUGAAAUGUUUGUGGAGUAGUUGUCUGAUACUGUGAAGGAAUAUUUGACUCCAAGUAAGGUUGAGCAACCUAAACUAUUACAAUAGGAUGUGAACUGGUGCUUGGAGAGUACUGAUGGUUAUCUAAUAGUUGACCAAUUGGUAGUUAUUUUAGGAUUUUCAUGGAAUUUCUUCUCCCUCACUCCUGUUUAUUCAUUUCUUUUUAAUGUCCAUUAUUCUUCUACCUACAGACAGCUCCCGGGAUUUCUAAUCAAUUACAUCAAUGAAAAGAACAUGGAUUCACAGAAGGAUGUUCAGCCUCCCAAGCAGCAGCCAAUGAUUUACAUUUGUGGAGAAUGUCAUACAGAAAAUGAAAUAAAAGCAAGAGAUCCAAUCAGAUGCCGAGAAUGUGGGUACAGAAUAAUGUACAAGAAAAGAACAAAAAGAUUGGUGGUUUUUGAUGCCCGGUGAUUUGACCUGAAGAUAUAUUAAUUUUAUACUUCAGUUUAGUAUUUCUGGCAACUUUGCUCUGUAAAUCCAUUGGUGUAUAAAUGCAUAAUUUUGUGGUUUAAGAUAUUGAAAUAUUAAACUUCACUGUGCUAUUA
Messenger RNA from Gallus gallus (chicken), 1139 nucleotides. RefSeq names its product RNA polymerase II subunit K (gene POLR2K). NCBI's taxonomy places the organism in Eukaryota, Metazoa, Chordata, Aves, Galliformes, Phasianidae. Gene Ontology annotation, biological process: DNA-templated transcription. Gene Ontology annotation, molecular function: DNA-directed RNA polymerase activity; zinc ion binding; DNA binding. Gene Ontology annotation, cellular component: RNA polymerase I complex; RNA polymerase III complex; RNA polymerase II, core complex. The transcript has 4 exons. The record is from RefSeq and is a predicted model, not a curated record. Bases 829 to 1005 code for a protein of 58 amino acids.